This is a messenger RNA of Drechmeria coniospora, 1647 nucleotides long. Its product is annotated as amino-acid permease inda1. Gene Ontology annotation, biological process: amino acid transmembrane transport. Gene Ontology annotation, cellular component: membrane. The coding region runs from base 1 to 1647 and encodes 548 amino acids. Lineage: Eukaryota; Fungi; Ascomycota; Sordariomycetes; Hypocreales; Ophiocordycipitaceae. The transcript has a single exon. Gene Ontology annotation, molecular function: amino acid transmembrane transporter activity. The record is from RefSeq and is a predicted model, not a curated record.
AUGGAGAAGCACGAGAAAGGCGGGCUCGAGUGCUCGGCGAGCCAUGGCGACGACGUCGAGGCGACCCAGCCGCCGACGGGCACCGAGUUCAGCCUCGCCGGCCAGCACGACGAGCUCGCCCGCGGCCUCAAGAGCCGGCACAUCCAGUUCCUCGCCCUCGGCGGCGCCAUCGGCACGGGCCUCUUCGUCGGCUCGGGCGGCAUCCUCAGCAGCACGGGCCCGGCGCCCCUCUUCAUGGCCUACCUGUCCAUGAUGCUCAUCGUCUGGGUCGUCAUGAACAACCUCGCCGAGAUGGUCGUCUACCUGCCCCUGCGCGGCAUCACGGUGCCCUACUUUGUCGGCCGCUUCGUCGACCCGAGUCUGUCCUUUGCCUGCGGCUGGAACUACUGGUACGCCUACGCCAUCCUCGUCGGCGCCGAGGCCUCGGCCGCCGGCAUCGUCAUCGAGUACUGGCAACUGCCCGUCAACAUCGCCGUCUGGAUCACCGUCGUGCUCGCCGUCAUGCUGCUGCUCAACAUCGUCGCCGUCGGCUACUUUGGCGAGGCCGAGUUUUGGUUCGCCAGCAUCAAGCUCAUCACCAUCUGCGGCCUCAUCAUCCUCGGCAUCGUCAUCUUCUUCGGCGGCGCGCCCCGCCAGGACGGCGUCCUCGGCUUCCACUACUGGAACGCGCCCGGCGCCUUCGUCCAGUUCAAGGACGUGCCCGGCGGCGCCGGCCGCUUCCUCGGCUACUGGCACGCCUUUGUCAAGGCCGGCUUCGCCUUCAUCACGUCGCCCGAGCUCAUCGCCAUCGCCGCCGGCGAGGCGGUGGCGCCGCGCCGCAACAUCCCCAAGGCGGCUCGCCGCUUCGUCUGGCGCCUCGCCGUCUUCUACGGCCUCUCGUCGCUCAUCAUCGGCAUCCUCGUGCCCUCGGACGAGCCGACGCUGCUCGGCAAGGCCAACGCGAGCGCCUCGCCCUUUGUCAUCGGCAUCACGCGCGUCGGCAUCCCCGCCCUCAACCACAUCAUCAACGCCGCCAUCCUCACGUCGGCCUGGUCGGCCGGCAACUCGUUCCUCUACUCGGGCAGCCGCGUCCUGUACUCCAUGUCCCUCACGGGCCAGGCGCCCGCCUGCUUCGCCGCGACGAACCGCAACGGCGUGCCCUACCUCGCCGUCCUCUUCACCUGGUCCAUCGGCCUGCUGGCCUACCUCAACGUGUCCAACACGGGCGCCGUCGUCUUCAACUGGUUCGUCAGCAUCUCGACGACGUCGGGCUUCAUCGCCUGGAUCGCCGUCAUGGUCACCUACCUGCGCUUCCGCCGCGCCAUGGAGUUCAACCGACUGCUCGACGCCCUGCCCUACAGGACGGCGCUGCAGCCGUACGCGACGUACGCGGCCGUCGUCGUCGUGCUCCUGCUCACCCUCACCAACGGCUUCCACACCUUUAUGCCCUCGUUUGCCGUCAAGGACUUUGUCGCCUCGUACGUCACCCUGCCCAUCUUCCUCGGCCUCUACCUCGGCCACAAGCUGUGGUUCCGCACGCCGCUCUGCAUUCCCGUCGACCAGAUCGACGCCAUCUCCGGCAAGAAGGAGAUGGACGAGCUCGAGGCGACGGACAAGGAACGCGUGCCGAGGAACUGGAUGCAGAAGAUGUGGUACUGGGUCGCCUGA